CACACACACACACAUACACACACACACACACACACACACACACACACAAUCACAACAGGGCAUAAGAAACUAAAUGUGUGUGUGUGUGUGUGAGUGUAAACAUUGAGUUGUUGUACUAGCAUUACAAAAUGACUUAAGGAGAAUUCUUUUAUGUAUGUGUGUGAAAGGAAGAGCUUUUAUUUGUCUGAACAUAAAGAAGGAGGGUCACACACAGAUGUAUAAAUACUUGAGCUCAAAGCUCAAACCCAUCAUAGUUUAGUCAGAUGCUGUGAAGUGACAGAAGAAGACAGGACAAAGAAAGACCUCAAAAGAACCCUGCAGAAGAAGAGACACUUAAAGAGAAGCAAACUACUUUACAUUAAAAAUUCACCUUAAGAUGGGUGCCACUGACAUUGUUGCCACAGGUACUCUGCUGGUGGCUAUGUCUCUGCUGAGUAAAGCUGCUCCAUCUUUAGCAGUCUAUAGCAAUGGAGAAUGUACAUUCAACACUAAAGGGAGCUGUGAAUAUCAGGGUCAGGUCUUUGGUAUCGGUGACAGUUGGAUUACUAAUGACUGCUACCACUGUGUGUGCAUGGAACCCUUUGGAGUGGGUUGCUGUGGUCACAAUGUGCAGCCAGUAGAUUAUCCAGACUGGUGUGAAGUCAUCAGGAAGCCUGAUUUGUGUGUCAGCGUGGUGGUGAUGAAGGCUAAUCAUAAGCUUCCCUGCCUCUAUGGGAAAUGGGGUAAACAUCCAGACACCUGGAAAUCUGACAACGAGCCAAUAUUUUAAUGAGUUAUCUAAUAAUCUAUUUUAUUGAGCAAUUCGUUCAAAUACAGGAAUCUGACAGCCUGACUAGAGUGUGCUGAAAUUCCUGUAACAUAUAUACAUAGCUGGGGCAGUGUUAACUAAUCUAAAGAUCUAUUUAUUGUUGGUUUUUACAUUUAUCUUGUUUUUAAUUCAUGUCCUGUCUAUCUUGAGUUAAUAAAUGUCAUCCAGUCAUAUAUUGUAUUUGUGUGAUUACUGCUGGUCAAGAAGCUCAGUAUGGUUCAGUAUAUCGUGCCACUGCAUGUCAAUUAUUUGGAAUGGAUUAAUUUGGGACUUUACAGAGUGUGAACACUGUUCCUUAGUGAAAAAUCCAGUUUAGUCUGAGCGCCUACCAAAACCCAGAGCAGGCUGGACAGCUCAGGUAGGCCCGGUAGGCCAUCUUUGCCAACUUGUAAAUGCUGGUAGAAAGGAA
Molecule: messenger RNA, 1217 nt
Organism: Ictalurus furcatus (blue catfish)
Lineage: Eukaryota; Metazoa; Chordata; Actinopteri; Siluriformes; Ictaluridae
Product: prostate-associated microseminoprotein-like
Exons: 4
Coding region: 377-769 (130 amino acids)
Source: RefSeq, a predicted model, not a curated record